Messenger RNA from Tachysurus vachellii, 1219 nucleotides. It is a transcript of the gene stx7l, whose product is annotated as syntaxin 7-like. Bases 194 to 967 code for a protein of 257 amino acids. Gene Ontology annotation, cellular component: SNARE complex; synaptic vesicle; endomembrane system. Gene Ontology annotation, biological process: vesicle-mediated transport; intracellular protein transport; vesicle fusion. NCBI's taxonomy places the organism in Eukaryota, Metazoa, Chordata, Actinopteri, Siluriformes, Bagridae. The record is from RefSeq and is a predicted model, not a curated record. Gene Ontology annotation, molecular function: SNARE binding; SNAP receptor activity. The transcript has 10 exons.
CGGAAGUGUUCAGAGACUGGACGGUCUCUGUGUUUUAAAAGCUCUUUGGCUUGUUGUAAACGCACCAAUCAGCGUUCAGGCUGAAACGUCAUGUGACGAGAAACGGCCGUGACUUUGAGUGUCAGGAAAUCAGUUCGGGACUGGAGACAAAACCCAACACAGAAAACAAGGUGUACUGUAGAAGGUCACCACCAUGUCUGGAUCAAGGGACCCAAAUUUACUGGCCCAGACGAUUGGCUCAAACAUCCAGACCAUAACACAGCAGACAUCUGAAAUCCAGAGGAUAGUGAACCAACUCGGAACAGACAGAGACACGCCGGAUCUCCGACAGCGACUGCAGCAGAAACAGCAGUAUGCAAACCAGCUCGCUAAAGAAACAGAUAAAUGCUUGAAGGAGUACAGCUCAUUACCUGUCGCUCAAGAUCAGCGUCAGAGGAAGAUUCAGCGAGAGCGUCUGGUCAAUGAUUUCUCCAAUGCGCUAGCACUUCUACAGAAAACCCAGAGACAAGCUGCCCAGAAAGAGAAGGAGUUUGUGGCCAGAGUUCGUGCGAGUUCAAGAGUUUCGAGUGGUUUUGCUGAUGAGCCGUUUGGAGGAAUUGCUUCACCUUUUGAGAGUGAGACCCAGACUCAGACCCAAAGCUAUGACGACGGCAUCACUGAGGAGGAUUUGCAUCUCAUUCAGGAGAGAGAAACAGCCAUCAGACAGCUAGAGUCAGACAUCACAGACAUCAAUGAGAUCUUCAAAGAUCUGGCCGUCAUGGUGCAUGAGCAGGGCGAUAUGAUCGACAGCAUAGAGGCCAACGUAGAAAGUGCUGAGGUACAUGUGCAGUCUGCAACACAGCAGCUUGCAAGUGCUGCAAAUUACCAGCAAAAGUCUCGUAAGAAGAUGUGCAUCCUGAUCGUAGUCCUGGCCGUGCUGAUUGUGGUCGUGUCCCUCAUCAUCUGGGCAUCAGUUAAUCAUGGAUAAAACUUCUAAAUUAACCUGAAAAGUCACAGGUGAACACCGAAAAUUCAAACAAAAUUCCUGGUCGUUUGCUGUUAUUUCUGUGAUGUAAAGGUUGGCGUGAGUAAAAAUAUUUUUUGCAAGCAUGAAAAACUAGCUUACGAUGUCAUUGUGACAUCACGCUAUACAAAUAUAUAUAAAUGACAUUUUCUAAACAUUGUUGAUGUUUGAAUCUCCAGAUCUUUACAGUUUUAACUUAUGCAGCAUAAAUGGUAU